AUGACUUAUCCUGAACAAUUCCAAGGUUUCGCUACCAACGACCCAAAAGACUGGGCUCAUCCAAAACUCACCAGCUACCAGCCCAAGAACUUCGAAAGUCAUGAUGUGGACAUCGAAGUCGAAUGCUGCGGUAUUUGUGCUUCUGAGCUGUUUGCUCUUCAAAACGGUUGGUCUCACGAACCCAUGGCUUGUCUGAGCUCCAAAUACGGACCCAAAACGCAAGUGGUAGGACACGAAGUGGUGGGAAAAGUCGUGGCCGUUGGUCCCGACGUCACACUAUGCAAGAUCGGCGAUAGAGUCGGUCUGGGCGCCCAGGCCUCAUCCUGCAUGCAAUGUUCCCGAUGCGCCUCUCAUAACGAACAAUACUGUCAGAAAUCCGUUGGCACCUACUGCUCCUCAUAUCCCGAUGGCUACGUCUCCCAAGGUGGAUACGCCUCCCAUGUUCGCGCUCACGAACAGUUCUGUUUCCCAAUUCCACCAGAAAUCCCUUCCGAGCUUGUGGCACCUUUGCAAUGCGGUGGGUUGACCGUGUAUUCGCCAAUCAAGCGUAGCAUUGCCGGCAAGACAAACCCAAAGGUCGCUAUCAUUGGUAUUGGUGGUUUGGGGCACAUGGCCAUCAUGAUCUCCAAAGCCUUGGGUGCUGAAGUGUACGCCAUUUCUCGUGGUUACUCCAAGAAAGACGAUGCCAUGAAAAUGGGCGCUCAUAAGUUUGUCGCUACAGGGGAGGAGAACUGGCAAAAGGGUCUUUACGACGAGUUCGACUUGAUCUUGAACUGUGCGUCUUCCACCACUUCCUUGGAUCUCGACAAUCUUUUGCCCUGCCUAAAGGUCAACUGUAACUUUAUCUCUGUUGGCCUGCCACACGUUGACGAAGACUUCAAAGUAAAGCCAUUCACGUUCUUCAAAAACGGUUGCAACAUCGGUUCUUCCAAGCUAGGCUCUAGAAGCGAGGCCAUUGAAUUGAUGGAUUUGGCAGUGAAACAUAAUUUCAGGCCUUGGGUCGAGACUAUCCAGGUCUCUGAAGCCGGUGUUUCUGAAGGCCUCACUCGUUUGAAUGACGGUGAUGUUAAAUACAGAUUUACCUUGACCGGUUUCCACGAAUUCUUCAACACUGGUAAGCAGUAG
Lachancea sp. 'fantastica' is the source of this 1125-nucleotide messenger RNA. NCBI's taxonomy places the organism in Eukaryota, Fungi, Ascomycota, Saccharomycetes, Saccharomycetales, Saccharomycetaceae. The record is from the annotation of a GenBank genome assembly.